GACCAGCUUCUCCCAGAAUCUUGCCCCAGAAGGAUUCUACCCGUGAACGCCCUCUCGCCCCCGCCUUCUGUGGAACAGCCCACUGUACGGAAUGGGUGCUAAGAUGGCCGCCCCCAUGAGACACGACAUAGCGCAGCCAUAUUCCUCGCCUGACAACGCCACUCAUGGACCAAGUCUCCGCCGAUCCGUAACAGGGCUGUGUUCAGUGAGUAGACUACAACCUCUCAGUUCUCCUGAUCGUGUGCAAAAUCAACAGCCCUAGAAGGUGCAGUGUCGGGGUGAGGACAGGAAACGGAAAUCCCCCUCAGAGGCCGUUUAAGUCGUCUUGGCGCGCGACGCUAAAUGCAGUGCACGAGGUUUUAUGGCGUGAUAGUCGCUCAGGAUUUCUUGGCGUCCCUGUGGAGCCAUUGAGCCUUACCCCUUACUAGAGGCUGCAGGACCCUCUACACACAGACAGCUGUCCAGCACGGAAGGUGGCCUGAGGCCCAGGGUGAACAUGCCAGCUAAUGGGACAUCACCCCAGGGAUUCCCUGCCCUGAUUCCGGGAGAACCUGGCAGAUCUUUUGAGGGGUCCGUGUCAUUCGAGGACGUGGCUGUGGAUUUCACCCGACAGGAGUGGCACAGACUGGACCCUGCUCAGAGGACCAUGCACAAGGAUGUGAUGCUGGAGACCUACAGCAACCUGGCAUCUGUGGGCCUCUGCGUGGCCAAACCAGAGAUGAUCUUCAAGUUGGAGCGAGGAGAAGAGCUGUGGAUAUUAGAGGAGGAAUCCUCAGGCCAUGGUUACUCAGGAUCUCUCUCACUGCUGUGUGGCAAUGGUUCUGUUGGGGAUAAUGCCCUCAGACAUGAUAAUGACUUUCUUCACCAUCAGAAGAUUCAAACCUUGGAUCAAAAUGUUGAAUAUAAUGGAUGCGGGAAAGCCUUCCGUGAGAAAACAGGCUUUGUUAGACGUAAAAGAACACCCACAGGUGAUAAAAACUUUGAAUGUCAUGAAUGUGGGAAAGCUUAUUGCAGGAAAUCAAAUCUUGUUGAACAUCUGAGAAUACACACAGGAGAGAGACCCUAUGAAUGUGGUGAAUGUGCAAAAACCUUCAGUGCAAGAUCAUACCUCAUUGCUCAUCAGAAAACUCACACAGGGGAGAGACCCUUUGAAUGUAAUGAAUGUGGGAAAUCUUUUGGCAGGAAGUCACAACUCAUCCUACAUACAAGAACACACACUGGAGAGAGACCCUAUGAAUGUACUGAAUGUGGGAAAACCUUUUCUGAGAAGGCAACCCUCACAAUUCAUCAGAGAACUCACACAGGGGAGAAACCCUAUGAAUGUAGUGAAUGUGGGAAAACAUUUCGUGUAAAGAUAUCCCUUACCCAACACCACAGAACUCACACAGGGGAGAAACCUUAUGAAUGUGGGGAGUGUGGGAAAAACUUCCGUGCAAAGAAAUCCCUAAAUCAGCAUCAAAGAAUUCACACAGGUGAGAAACCCUAUGAGUGUGGUGAAUGUGGGAAAUUCUUCCGAAUGAAGAUGACUCUCAAUAAUCAUCAGAGAACUCACACAGGUGAAAAGCCCUAUCAGUGUAAUGAAUGUGGGAAAUCUUUCAGGGUGCACUCAUCUCUUGGGAUCCAUCAGAGAAUUCACACAGGAGAGAAACCUUAUGAAUGUAACGAGUGUGGUAAUGCUUUCUAUGUGAAAGCACGCCUAAUUGAACAUCAGAGGAUGCAUUCAGGAGAGAAACCCUAUGAAUGUAGUGAAUGUGGGAAAAUCUUCAGUAUGAAGAAAUCCCUCUGUCAACACCGGAGAACUCACACAGGAGAGAAACCUUAUGAAUGUAGUGAAUGUGGAAAUGCCUUCUAUGUGAAAGUACGCCUCAUUGAGCAUCAGCGAAUUCACACAGGAGAGAGACCCUUUGAGUGUCAAGAAUGUGGGAAAGCUUUCUGCCGGAAAGCACAUCUCACAGAACAUCAGAGAACUCACAUAGGCCGGUCCUGGCAUUAUACAAUGAAGAAAGCCUCUGUCUGAAGACUUCCCUCACCAUUGGAUCAAGCUCCUUGGGGCAUAUGAUCACCAGGGCACACAGUGAGCCUGUGAAAAUUUGGCACCUACAUUUGUAUCAAAAUAUGUCCUGAUCCCCUUAGGGGAUCACUCAUUGCUUUUAUUUGGAUUUCCCUAAUUAGUGGUGUGUGAACAUCUUAUCUGUUGAUUGGCUAUUUGGGUUUUUUUUUCUGUGCAUUGACUGUUCAUGUCCUCUGCUCAUUGUUUUCAAAUGGGCUGUUCAUCUCUUGCUUUUUGGUUUAAAUGUUGUUGUUUUUUAACAUAUGAGAAUAUAAAAAUCCUUUUUUUUUUCCAGUCAUGUGUGUUGCAAAUAUCUUCUCCCAGACUGUCAUUGGUUUUUAAAAUUUUGUCAUCUGUUUUCUUCUGCUGAAGUUUUAUGUUUUAUUUAUUUAUUUAUUUUUUAUUUUUUUUGAGAUGGACUCUUACCCUGUGGCCCAGGCUAGAGUGCAAUGGCAUGACCUCAGCUCAUUUCAACCUUUGCCUCCCAGGUUCAAGCAAUUCUCCUGCCUCAGUCUCUUGAGUAGCUGGGAUUACAGGUGUGCACCACCAUGCCUGGCUGAUUUUUGUAUUUUUGGUAGAGAUGGGGUUUCACCAUGUUGGUCAGACUGGUCUCUAACUCCUGACCUCAGGUGAUCCACUCACCUUGGCCUCUGAAAGUGUUGGGAUUACAGGUAUGAGCCACCGUGCCCCGCUAAAGUUUUAUGUUUUAAUAUUAUCAGUUUCAAGAUGAUAAUAUUCUCCUAUACUUUCCUCUAAAGGUUUUCCUUUCAACAUUUAGAAUUUCAAUCUCCUGUGAGUUUUUUGGUAUAGCAUGAAGUGUGCAAUACAUACUACUAUAUUGUCUUUAUGUAAUUUUACAUAAAUGAGAUCACACUGUAUUUAAAGUUCUGCAGCUUGCUUUUUUCAUGUAAUGUUACCUUUCCAAGAUCUGUCCUUGUUGAUAAGUAUAGGUCUGACUAGUCAUUUAUCUCUCCAUUCCCAUAGUAAAAGACAUUUGUAUGUUUUUCAAGUUUAGUGUCUAAAUCUAGAAGUGGAACUGAUGGGUCAUAGGAUUUAGGCAAUGUGCUGGUUAUUAAGCUAUUGUGUCCCAGCUCCAAACCCACCCUUCUUGACUGUGCUUUGUGACUCUACAAACUACAUUUUGGCUUUGCCAACUGCUCCCUGUUGGGCCUUGCCAAUAGGAGAUACUAGAUAUACACUUUGGGGCUGGAGAGGGAGGAAGGGACUUGAUCCUUUUUUUCUAUUCCUAUUAGCUCUUGGUCAUUGGAGUGUCUGCUCAGCAUUGCUUCUUCACUCAGACACCAGCAGUUCCUUGUCAUAGCAGCGGUUUAAUCUACUUUGCAGCUUUCCAGCACUCACAGAUGGUAGCCCAUCCCCUCUGAGACACAAGUAUCAGCUGGCUGGUGUCACCUCCUUAGAGAUGUGAAUUCUAGCCACGUGGGACCCCUCCUCUUUCCUUCUAAGUUUUAUUAAUUUCAACUUAUGGUUGGGUGUAGUGGAUCGCGCCUGUAAUCCCAGCACUUUGGGAGGCCAAGAUGGGUGGAUUGCUUGAGCUCAGGAGUCAAGACCAGCCUGGGAAAUAU
Messenger RNA from Chlorocebus sabaeus (green monkey), 3633 nucleotides. It is a transcript of the gene ZNF157, whose product is annotated as zinc finger protein 157. NCBI's taxonomy places the organism in Eukaryota, Metazoa, Chordata, Mammalia, Primates, Cercopithecidae. Gene Ontology annotation, biological process: regulation of transcription by RNA polymerase II. Gene Ontology annotation, molecular function: DNA-binding transcription factor activity, RNA polymerase II-specific; RNA polymerase II cis-regulatory region sequence-specific DNA binding. The record is from RefSeq and is a predicted model, not a curated record.